Closterium sp. NIES-67 is the source of this 3246-nucleotide messenger RNA. The record is from the annotation of a GenBank genome assembly. Lineage: Eukaryota; Viridiplantae; Streptophyta; Zygnematophyceae; Desmidiales; Closteriaceae.
CUUCAUUUUGCACCAGCUUCUUGCCUAGACUACUAGGACUAGAUUCCUGUUCGCCUCAUUGCCUGCCCUAGAAACACAGAAAUUUUCUGUUUAACGUUAACAAAAUAUCGACCACUCACGCCGCCUUUCUGCAGCAUCAGUCGUCCCACCAAGCCGCAUCGCGCAGUGUUUUUCGAAUUAUAAGACUGGCCUUCCAUCUCCCGAUGUGGAGGUGCGCUCUCAUGGGACGCCCCAUCAGCAUAAGUCUCGGCGCACUGUUCGUGCUGACGUGUCUCGCCGCCGUUUCCCCCGUCCGCUGUGUGCCCGACGCCGCCUCCCAAAGUGCGUUUCUUCCAGGGCGAAUUCUCGAUCUCUGGGAAAAAUUCACUGGUUGCGAGCGCAAAUGAAUGCUGAGUUUCAGGGUGACACGAAGGAAUCAAGGCGUUCGCCCACCUCGAACCCCUAGGCGGCCCUAGUAGGUUUCUCACUCGAUGGGACUUGAGAGUUCUCGGGAGUAAAUGAGAUCACAACCGAUACUAGUAACUACCGUAUAGCCUAAAAAAAAAAAAAAAAAAAAAAAACGCUGUAUGUGUUCACAAAAUAUCUUCAUUAAAAUGUGGAUUUCUCCUACAGUGUGCUGUAUUUGUUGUACAGCAAGGCUACUCCGUGGCUACCCGUACUUCUGAUCCCGGUAUUUGGGACGACGUGUGCUCAAAUCAGUAGAAACGCUGUAUUUCUUUUUCACUGUAAUCUAUAACGUCCACACGGACGGAAUUACCCCAGAAUGUGAGAACGCAAUCCGCUGCGCCUCUGGGCAACCCUCGUUUUACCCAGUGGGUAGCGAGGCGUUAUACUGGAAUCAGAGCCUAGGUUUCGAUUCCCAACUGGUCACAUUUCCGCUCGAAAGGCGAGAACUCGAAUGUGGUAACCACGUCACAAAAAUGUGGAUCUCUCCUAUAUUGUAGGUAUAGUUGUUCGUAUAGCAAGGCUACUCCGUAGCAGACGAGAUUUUAUCGCGCGGGCUUAACCGGGUCUAUUCCAUCUAUCAUCAGCAGCAUGGUCCGCCUGACUGUCCUGGAUCUCGGUGGCAACCAACUCAGCGACCAGAUACCUUCCAGCAUUGGUGCUCUCCUAGAUCUCCGCUAUUUGCAUGGUCACCAAUAUGGAUUUAGAGUUACAAGGGUUGACGGGAUCCAUCCCAUCUACUAUCUGCAGCAUGGUCAGCCUAACAAGCCUACGUUUAAAAUGGAACAACCUUAGUGGCUCGAUACCCUUAGGCAUCGGCAAUCUCCUCGACCUGUACUAUUUGGAUCUGAAGGGUAAUCAUUUGACUGGGUCUAUUCCGUCUACCAUUGGCAGCAUGACCAGCCUUGAAUUUUGGAAUCUUGGAUGGAACGCCUUGACUGGGUCUAUUCCAUCUACCAUCGGCAACAUGAGCAGCCUCCAUCACCUGAGUCUAGCCUCAAACGUCAUCUCGAGCAGCAUCCCAGAGUCAUUCGGAAACCUCAUCGGCAUGAGAGAAUUGAAACUCUACAACAACAGUUUAACUGGCAGCAUUCCAGACUCCAUCAGCAAGCUCGUAAAAAUUGUAAUACUGGAUGUCAGCCAAAACUAUCUCACCGGCCACCUCCCUCCAACAAUCGGCAGCCUUUCCGAACUUUCGUACCUAAACACAACUGCAACAGCAAUUACAUGCCCACCUGACAACAGCAGCUGUUUGGUCCCACAGAACACUUCAAGCGUUUUCUGCCAGCAGUGCCCUUCGUUCUGCUCCACCUGUGACAAGUCACCACCAGCACCAUCCUCUUCCUCCCAGCCUCAACCCGGAUCCUCUCCCUCCCAGUCUGGGGGUGGGCUGUCAGCAGGCGCCAUAGCUGGCAUUGCUGCUGCUGGCGGUGUGGCUAUCCUCGUGCUGCUACUGCUGGGUCUGAAGCUGUGCAAGCGAUGGCAUACCAAAGGGGCUGCAGCUCGAGGCGAUGGUGGCAGAGAUGCAGACGGCAAGGCUGUGGCAGAAGAGAGUGUGCUCCAAGGGUUACCAGGGGAAACUUACAAUGUGGAAGAGAGGGAUCCAGAAGCAGCAGCAGCCGCGGCAGCAGCGGCAGCUGUGGCAGCAGGAGCAGCAGCAGCACGAGGGCAGGAGGGAGGGGAUUUGGUGGUGGAUAUGGAGGCAGUGAAGCCGCAAGUGUGCCGGAAGUUCACUCUGGAAGAGCUGGCAAACGCAACAGCGGAUUGGGCCGAGGUGAAUAGGAUUGGCAGCGGCAGCUAUGGGGAUGUGUACAAGGGCGUGUCUCCGUACGACCCAAAUGAGACAUGGGCUGUGAAGCGAUCCAGGAUUCUCUCCAAUGACUUCCUCACAGAGGUGAACGAGAUGGCAUCAAAGCACCACCCUCACCUGGUGCGUCUGCUAGGCUUCUGUGUGAACUUCGAUCCGACCACGAGCCGCAUGGAGCAGCUGUUGGUGUAUGAGUUCAUGGCCAACCGAGACCUGGAGAGCUGGAUUGGACCUGGUGCUCCACAGCAUCUUUUGCUGCUGCAACGCCUGGAAAUCUUAAUUGGGGUGGCAAAGGGGCUGCAGUACCUUCACGAUUUCGGUAUUGUGCAUCGCGACAUCAAGCCUGCCAACAUUCUCCUCGACACAAGAAUGCAGGCUAAGAUUGCAGACUUUGGGCUAGUGAAACUCACUGGGGGCACCUCAAUGGGCACAUCUGUGGCUGCCACUCGAGUGAUGGGAACACCCGGCUAUGUGGACCCUGUGUAUUACACGUCUCACAAGGCCUCUACAGCAGCAGACGUCUACAGCUUUGGAGUGGUGAUGCUGGUGGUCAUCUCAGCACGCAAGGCUGUGCAAGUGAAAGGGGACAGCCAGAUUAGCCUAAAGCAAUGGGUCGCCCCAUUCGUGGAGUCACGUGAUGUGGCAGUGUUCAAGGACCCUUACUUGGAGGCACCGGAUGAUGUGGUGCUGCGCUUGGCUCGCCUUGCCCUCUCCUGUACUGCUAUGCAUGUGGCCUCCCGCCCAUCCAUGAACCAAAUGCUUGGAGAGCUGGUGAAGGUCAAGCAGGAGAUGCUCGGGGCGCUAGUGAACAAGGCGGUAUCAACCAUCAACAUAGAAAGUGGGAGUUCCGCUAGCGGCCCCUCCGGCUUCACUGCUGAAAUGGCCCGUGCGGAGCAUGAGGGUGUGCAGAGUGGCUCCUCUACUAGCAUGUCAUAGGAGCGCAUAUUUUUUCUAAGGGCCAUGCCAGUGUUCAAGCACCCUUUAACUCACCAGAU